Molecule: messenger RNA, 1421 nt
Organism: Hypanus sabinus (Atlantic stingray)
Lineage: Eukaryota; Metazoa; Chordata; Chondrichthyes; Myliobatiformes; Dasyatidae
Product: ectonucleotide pyrophosphatase/phosphodiesterase family member 7-like
Exons: 4
Coding region: 1-1281 (426 amino acids)
Source: RefSeq, a predicted model, not a curated record
AUGGGAAUAUAUACCUUUUUAUACCUGAGUCUAUUUCUCUCAUUGACCUUCAGUCUCCCACUCUUCAGAGGUGGAAGGAAAAAUCAAAACAAACUACUACUUAUUUCCCUUGAUGGCUUUCGCUGGGAUUAUGAUCAAGAUGUUGCAACUCCAAAUUUUCAAAAGUUAGUCAAAGAAGGUGUAAAGGCAAAAUACGUUACCCCUCCGUUUAUUACAAUAACGUCACCGUCUCAUUUUACUUUGCUAACUGGAAGGUAUAUAGAGUCUCACGGAGUAAUCCAUAACAUGUGGUUCAAUACCACCACUGGACUGAAAAAGCCAUAUUACCAGGCACAAGGUGUUACUGAAUACUGGGACAAUGGAAGUCUUCCCAUCUGGAUCACAGCCCAGCGCCAGGGUUUAAAGACUGGUUCUAUUCAUUUCCCUGGCACCAAACCUACCUACGAGGGAGAGGAUAUUUUCCUGAAAAUUGUGGAACCUCCAAGGUACAACUAUAAGAAUGAAACAGCAUGGAGAGAAAACAUCGACAUAGUAAUGAAAUGGUUCACUUUGGAGGAUCUCGAUUUUGUCACACUCUACAUUGGUGAACCGGACAGCACAGGACACAGAUACGGACCUGAAUCAGAAAUGAGAAAAACUGUGGUGAAAAAACUGGACAGCACACUAGGUUAUUUAUUACAAAGCAUUGAGAAGUACAACUUGAAAUCCAGACUCAAUGUAAUUAUCACUGCCGACCACGGAAUGACUACUGUACUGAAGGAGCCAAAUGUGACUGAAAUCGUGCUAUCAAGGUUCCCCAAUUUUUCAUUCAAAGACAUUGCUUUUGAUUUAGUUGAUUAUGGACCCGUUGGCCUGCUUUUACCCAAACAGGGAAAGACGGAAAAAGUAUACCAGGCUCUGAAAGGUGCCCAUCCACAUCUAAAUGUGUUUAAGAAAGAAGAGUUACCAAAAAGAUUUCGAUAUUCCAACAAUGAAAGAAUCCUCCCCAUUAUCGUUUUUGGCGAUCUUGGUUAUGUUGUUCAUGGGAGAAUCAAAGUCCAGUUUAACAAAGGCGAACAUGGAUUUGACAACAACGAUAUGGACAUGAAGAUGAUUUUCCGUGCAUUUGGCCCUGAUUUCAAGAAAAAUUAUUUGGCCGAGCCAUUUGAAAGUGUAAACAUUUAUCCGUUAAUGUGCAAACUUCUGAACAUCCAUCCUGAGCCAAACAAUGGAUCACUGACAUACACUCAAGAGAUGUUGAACUAUCAGCCAAUAAACAGUGACGGUAAGGAAGAAUUCUGAAAGAUGAAGCUCAGACACAUUAAUGAUUAUGUUACAGAGCGUUAGAAUAAUGGGUGAAAACAUUAAGAAUAAAUUUUAAAUGCUCAUUUGCUUCAUGAUACUUUUCUGUAUAUUUUGCAUUUUGUAAAAAUAUAUCUAAU